Messenger RNA from Cercospora beticola, 705 nucleotides. RefSeq lists its product as uncharacterized. NCBI's taxonomy places the organism in Eukaryota, Fungi, Ascomycota, Dothideomycetes, Mycosphaerellales, Mycosphaerellaceae. The record is from RefSeq and is a predicted model, not a curated record.
AUGUCGGUCGGCAUUGAUGUGCCAGUCGCUCAUCAUCUCGUUAUCGGCACUUCGAAUUCAGCACCUCCAGCUCAGUACCACACAUACAAACAGGCUCCCGCAAUCAUGCUUCCAAUUCAGCUCACUCAUGCUUUGCUGGCAAUACUUCCUUUGACAGUAGCUUUGCCUGCUGGUGCUGACGGCAUCGAAGAAUUCAAGGCAUACAGUUUCGAGCCCUUGCAAUGGAAGGUUCCAGCAUCUCCUGGAGGUCCCCUUGUGAAGAUGAAUGGCACGGUGCAGGAGGUCAUUGCACAACUUCGCGAGUUGAACCCUCACUUUGACGAGUCGUCUGAGUCUGGCCACGACACUCUACAGAAAAGGCUUGACUUCACUGGUGCUAUUUACCACUGUCAUCAACCCUGGAAUUCUGGCUACAGGGACAUAGUUGAGGAUGGUAUAACCUAUCUUCGAAAAGUAGGUGGCGUUCCUAACGCCGGACCGGGUCCAGCCAGUUGUGCAAGAGUCAGUUGCAGCUACAAUGGAGCUAUCGUCUGGUGCAACGAUAACCCAGAGCCCAAGACCUUGUUCUCAUUCGGCUCUAUCGCCGACGGCGCCCAGUUCCUUGUAAACAAUUGCAAAUUGAGAUCUCCUACUGACACGGAUAUUGGAGGCCGCGUAUUCCAUAACACAGGCUGGAAUGUCGCUGUGGAACGUGCCGAUUGCUGA